GCAUGAACACUUGCUGGGACAUUGACAUUGGGCACUUUGGUUUCUGACUCCACCACUUGUUGGGUGAGACUGGAAAUAAUAGUAAUUAAUCCCGGCUAACAUUUCAUGGGCCCUGUGCAUGCCCCAGGCAUGGUGCUAAUCUCACUGUGUAAGUGAAUUUCAUUGUUUUACCAACCCUGGAGAUUGUUAAGAAAACUUAAGCCCAGAGAGGCCAAGUGGCCCGUGCACAGGGCUUCACCUAUCUGGGCCUCGUUUUUUUUUUUCAUCAGUGGGACAGGAUGAUAAUAUCUGCUUCUCGAGCACACUGCCCACGCAAGAUGCCAACCAGCUGGCACCUCAUGGACCCUUAACAAAUGGCCUCUGCUAUGAUGAGUGUAUUAACCCGGCACACAACGGUUAACCAUCAAGUCUGGCUGAGUGCCUAGCUAAGCCAGGGCCCGAGAGCCACACAAUUUCUCUCAUUAUCCCAGUUGCUGGGUGAAUUGGCAGGGAGAGACCUGGGAAGUACCUAAGACAAAAGUUACUAGGAUUGCCGGGGGCUUGUCUUCCGGGCAGUGCUGCGCCCAGAAAACUCCCUUCUCCAGCCUGCUUCCUCAGAGGAUUUUAAAUCAGCCCUGCCACCACCAGCAAGAGUGAGAGGGAGGCCAGAGCUCCCGAGGAAAACCAGAAGGUAGGCGCCGCAAGGUGUCCCUCCUGGGGGAAUCCAGGCUCGCUCGAUUGCCUGCAGUGACCAAUAGAAGUCAAGGAAGAUGGACAGUUGUGGAUGAGCCCGUUGAUGUGACAGUUAUUUAGUGAGCACCUGCCGUGUGCCAAGCAUUCUGACCUUGGCAGACAAGUCUUUGCACUUAUGGAACGCAUGUUCUUAUGGAGAGACAAGCAGUAAAGAAGCAAGAAGAAACCUAUCAGCUGGUGGCACAUCACGCUUCCUUGUGUGCUAUCCUGAGUGGACUGCCUCUCUCUCCUCACCCCAGCUCGCCUUCGAGUAGCUGUCACUCCCACUUCACGGAUGGUGCGGCCAGUGUCCCAGCAAAGAGGCCACUUGCUUAACUUGUCCAGGACAGCGAUGGAAGGACGAGCAUUCCAACCAGACCCAUGGACUCCCAGCUUUAGUGACAGAUCAUCAGCGUGUAUAACACCGUAUAUGGACGCCGAGAGAGAAGCCCUACAGAGCACCGCCUACCCCAAAGUGCAGAACUUCUGCCAAAAGCACGGUCUGAUGUUCGAGGUUGUCGAUCUCAGGUGGGGUAUUCGGAACACUGAGGCCACUGAGCACAUGACCACAGAACUCUGCUUGGAGGAACUCGACCGGUGUCGGAAAACAUCCACAGGGCCAGCUUUUGUUGCCCUUCUCGGUGACCAGUACGGCCCCUGUCCAGUCCCCACGCUGAUCGAGGAGAAGGAGUGGGAGGCUCUGAGGGCCCAGCUGACCUCCAAGCCACGGGACCUGGAGUUGGUAACUCAACACUUCCAGAGGGACGAGAACGCCGUGCCCCCCACCUACCUGCUGCAGGCCCUGGGCACCUCGGAGGCCUGUGGGCCCGAAGAGGCCACGCUGACCUCAGUGCUACGCUCUGGAGCCCAGGAGGCCCAGAGGCUGGGCCUCAUCACCCAGGAGCAGUGGCAUCGUUAUCACUGGUCAGUCAUCGAGUGGGAGAUAGACCGGGGCCUGUUGAGCUUGACGGAUGGAGACCGGGGGGCAACCAUCUUCUUGAGAGAGAUCCAAGACCUCAACAAACACAUCCUGGAAGACUGCGCCCUCAAGAUGGUGGACCGGCUCCCAGAUGGCUGCCUGGACACAGACGCCCAGAACCUUCUCCGUGGCCUCAAAGGACGCAUUGCCGACGUGCAGCCGGGAGUUCUCAGGGCUCACCACCUGCCGUGGAGCCGAGACCUGGUGAACCCUAAAAACAAGGCUCAUGCUCGGUACCUGAAGGAGCUGGGGGAGCAGUUUGUGGCCAGGGCUAGCCACCAGGUCCUGGAGCACCUCCGGGAGCUGGAGGCGGGCAGGCAGGAGUUGGCGUGGCUCUAUCAGGAGAUCCGCCACCACCUGGGGCUGAGUGCCGAGGCCAAUCAGACUUUCUGUGGGCGCCAGGAGCUCCUGGCCCAGCUGGGGCAGCAGCUCCAGCAGAGCGACAGCCACCCCCACUCUCCCCUCGUGCUCUUUGGGCCCCCAGGCAUCGGAAAGACAGCUCUGAUGUGCAAACUGGCGGAACAAAUGCCAGGCCUGCUUGGCCGCAAGACGGUGACCGUCCUGCGGCUUCUGGGAGCGUCACAGAUGAGCUCCGACGCCCGAGGCCUGCUCCAGAGCAUCUGCGCCCAGGUGUGCCUGGCCUACGGGUUGCCCCUGCCCCCUGCCCAGGUCCUGGAGGCCCACGCCAGGGUGGUACAGUUUUUCCACACCCUCCUCCACACCGUCUCCUGCCGCAACUUCGAGUCCCUUGUGAUCCUGUUGGAUUCCAUGGACGAUGUGGAUUCCAUCUGCCGCGCCCGGAGGGUCCCCUGGCUGCCUCCCAAAUGCCCCCCGAGGAUCCACCUUAUCCUCUCAGCCUGCUCAGGGCGCCAGGGGAUUCUAGACACCGUGCGACAGACGCUGACGGACCCGGAAGCCUACUGGGAGGUGACACCCCUCUCCGGAAACCAAGGGCAAGAGAUGAUCCAGCUCCUGCUGGCCGCCUCGAGGAGGACGCUGAGCCCAGGGCAGAGGGAACUGCUCUGGGCCAGCCUCCCAGAGUGCGGGCACCCAGGGCGGCUGAGGCUGGCCUUCGAGGAGUCCCGGAAAUGGGCCUCCUUCACCAUACCUGCCCCCCUGGCCUCCACUGCCAAGGAAGCCAUGCACCAACUGUGUGCCCGCCUGGAGCAGACACACGGGCAGGUCCUGGUGGCCCACGUGCUGGGCUACAUCGCGUCUUCCCGGCAUGGGCUCUCAGAGGCAGAGCUGAAGGACGUCCUGUCCUUGGAUGACGAGGUCCUGCAGGUGGUCUACCGGGACUGGACCCCGCCCAGCAAGGAGCUGCUGCGUUUUCCACCGCUGCUCUGGGUGAGGCUUCGCCGGGAUCUGGGCCACUGCUUGGCCCGGCGGCCCGUGGACGGCUUCACGCUCCUGGCCAUUGCCCACAGGCAGCUGGCCGAGGUGGUCCAAGAACGCUACCUGUCCGGGGUCGAGAGAGCCAAGAGGCACGGGGUCUUGGCUGACUUCUUCUCAGGGGCCUGGAGCCAGGGCACCAAGAAGCUCGUCACCCUGCCACUUGUGGGGAAGCCCCUGAACCUGGACCGCAUGGUGGCCCCUCAGCCCCUGUGGUUCUCAGACACGGUCGCAAAUGUGCGGAAGCUGAAGGAGAUGCCUCAUCACCUGGUCCACUCAGGCCGCCUUGAAACGCUGAAGCAGGAGGUUCUGGGCAGCAUGAACUGGAUUUCCUGCCGCAGCAUCUCUGGAGGCAUCGAGAGCCUGUUGGACGACUUUGACCUGUAUGCCCCUUACCUGGACUGUCCGGAGGUCGGCCUGGUCCGGGAAGCCCUCCAGCUGUGCCGCCCGGCCCUGGAGCUCCGAGGCAUGGAGAGGAGCAUCCUAUAUACAGAACUCCUGGCCAGACUCCAUUUCUUCACGACCUCACAUCCGGCGCUGGUGGGACAGCUGUGCCAACAGGCCCAGAACUGGUUCUGGAUGUGCCCACAUCCUGUGCUGGUACCCCUCACAGGAUUCCUCCAGCCCCCGGGAGGACCCCUCCGGGCAACCCUCACCGGCUGUCACAAGGGCAUCACCGCCAUGGCGUGGAGCGUGGAAGAGAGGCUGCUGGUUGUCGGCACCCAGGAUGGCACCGUGGCUGUGUGGGACACGGAAGAACAUCAGGUGAUCCAUAUGCACAUGGGACACACAGGAGAGGUGAGGUAUGUGAAGGUGUUUGCCAAAGGGACACUUGCCCUCUCUGCCUCAAAGGACCAUACACUGCGCUUGUGGAAUCUACUGACUGGCCAGGAGAAAUUCACCAUUUGGGAUGGAGGCUCAAAGGAUCCUAUGCACCCUGAGACCUGGAGUCUUCACUUGGAUGAAACAAAGAAGGUUGUGUAUUUGGCAUCUGGCUCAAAGGUCAGUGCGUGGCAUCUAGAAACUGCAGAACUGGUUUUCCAGAUCCUGGGAGAUCCCUCUGACUGCUGGGUGUAUGCAGGAGUGCUGGCUUCCCGGGCCACGCUGCUGACCGUGUCCCAGGGUGGCGUGGCCGGCCUGUGGAGCUCAGCCACAGGAAAGCCGCAGGGGAGGCAACAUUUAUCCAGCAUCAAGGAAGAAACGCCUACCUGUGGGGUCUCGCUCCAGAAGCAGGGGAAGAUGGUCACCGGGUUCAGCAAGGGCUCCGUCUCCUUGAUUUCCCCCGAAGGAGACAGCCUGCUGGAGAAGCUUCCAGAAUCUGUGAGGUUCCUGGUAGUCUCUGAAGACGAGUCCCUUCUCGCUGCAGGGUUUGGAAGAUCCGUCCGGAUAUUCUUGGCAGACUCACAGGGGUUUCAUCGAUUCAUGGCCACCGACCUUGAACACGAGGACACCGUGGAGACAGCCAGUUUUGGUCCUGAGAACAAUCUGAUUGUCACUGGGUCCCGGGACGCACUCAUUCAGGUGUGGAGUCUGUCGGAGCAGGGGACCCUGCUGGAUGUUUUGGAAGGCGUCGGGGCCCCCGUGAGCCUGUUGGUCUGGGGUGGGGCCUUGGUGGCAUCUGCUUCCCAGCAGUCCUCGUCUUUCAAAGUCUGGGAUCUCACGUCUGUGCAGCAGCCGAGGGCCUCUACCCCGUUUCUGGAUCGCACUGGCCUCACUGCGGUAUCACACGAUGGAAGCUACGUUUACUUCCCCAAGAUUGGGGACAAGAACAAAGUCACCAUUUGGGACUUAGCAGAAGGUGAGGAGCAGGACGUCCUGGAUGCCUCCAGUGAGGUCAGAUGUCUGGAGGUGGCCCAGCAGGCCAAUCUUCUUUUCACUGGCCUCGUUUCGGGGGUCGUCCUGGUGUUCCCCCUGAAUUCCAGACAGGAUGUGAUGUGCAUCCCCCCUCCCGAGGCCCGGAAAGCCAUCAACUGCAUGGCCCUUAGUCAAGGAGAGGAGCGCCUGGCCAUCGCCUAUGACAGCAUCAUCCUGGUGCUGGACAUCAGCCCCGGGGAUCCCUGUCCGGUUGUUGAUGGGCCAACAUACACCUUCUACACCCAGCUGCCCGAGACCAUCUCCAGCGUGGCCGUCCUGGCUGACUACCGUGUGAUCUACGGCAUGACCGACGGUGAGCUCUUCCUUUACGAGUGUGCGAAUUCCAAAGUGUUCCCUCUGGAGGCCCACAGGAGCCGGGUCACCUGUGUGCAGGUCAGCCACAAGGAGCAGCUGGCGGUCAGCGGAUCCGAGGAAGCCCUGCUGUGCCUCUGGGACCUGCAGGUCUGCAAGUGGAGAUUCGAGACGAGCUACACGAAUUCUUACUGUAGAGGAGUCCAGUGUGUCUGCUUCUCCAAGGAUGACAAGUACGUGUAUGCGGGCUUGAAGGACCGCUCCAUCAUCGUCUGGAGCGUGCUGGAUGGCACCUUGCUGGCUGUCCAGUUUGUCCACGCCGUGGUGAACAGAAUCAUCCCAACUUCCAAUGGCUUCAUCGCCCCCACGAGACACGGCUAUCUCAUCCGGGAGCGUUUCCAGGACCCUUCGUCAAGAGCCUCACAGCAGGACCCUCUCAAGAACUUCAAGAAGGCAGUGUGGAAGGUCAAAUCCAGGCAGAGAGACGAAGCGGCGGCUGUCGCAGGAGUCCCCCAGGACUCGAGAUCAGCAAGUGCCCAGGGAAAUGCGUGCAAAUCGAACAAACGCUCACAAGUCUGCCUGCUCGUGUAGAACCCCCUCCCCCAUGGGGGCAUGAGACGCCAGUGACUUAGCCCCCCUUCAGUCCGGUUGAAGCAAAGAGAAUGUACGUGUUGAUGUCUAUCCGGACCCAAAGCCCCAGAUUAUAUGACUCAGACCCUGUUUCUCACCAUCUUUCCACUCUGCUCUCCUGCUUGUUGGCUGGGUUCCCCCAGGAACCCGCCACCCCCAGGUUAGCAACAUGACGGCCAAGUUCAGUAGAAAAGAGACCUUCCCUUUGCCAGCAGUCUGAACCGAAGUGCUGGCCCCGAUUCGAUUGGCCCCAGUGGGCUCGUGCACCUAUCUCUGGGUGAAUGCAGUGCUGUGAUUGGCCAGCCUGACCCAGUGUCCACUGGGGCUGGGGAUGGAGUCAAUAUGGCCCAAGCAUGUUGCCUGAGAACGGGAGGGACUGUGCCCGGGAGGGAAACUGGGGGGUGGUACAGGGCAAAGGAAGGAUGGCUGGAUGUAAGAUUCACCAAACCACAGAGGUGGACCACAGAGCUUUAUCGUUAAUUUAUAAAGCAUCAGGUGCUAUUGUCUGAUCCUUAUCACAGCCCACACUUCAGGGAGGGUAGGAGUUUCUGCAUCCAUUUCACAGACAAGGAAACCGAGCCUUGGCAGGUAGCUGUGAUUUGCUCAAACUCUCAAGCCUGGGGUGCAGGGGCUCUGAGAGAAGAGAGCCAGGAGCUUUCCCGUCCCAGUCCUGUUGAGCCACCUCGCUCCAAUUUUAGUCUCAGAAGCAUGACCAUCUGUACCACAGGUGACACACUCAAAUGCCCACGGGGGCCAGUGGAUAAUCUAGAUGAUGACCAGGCACCCGGGUGAGCAGCAGAGAGUGAUGGAGACCGUGGGGACGUGUGGAGGACAUGUGCUCUGCCUGGGGCGGGCAUGGGCACCCUGACUCUACCCUAGAAUGGCUGCGGGGAAAGCCGCUCCCUGGUGCCAGCUUCCUGUUGUUGUAAACAAAGCCAGAAACCCAGACUUUCAUGUCACAUUUUCCCCAUUCUUAAAAGUUAGCGACUGAUGGGAAUGCAAGCUGGUGCGGCCACUCUGGAAAACAGUAUGGAGGUUCCUCAAAAAACUAAAAAUAGAACUACCCUACGACCCAGCAAUUGCACUACUAGGCAUUUAUCCACGGGAUACAGGUGUGCUGUUUCGAAGGGACACAUGCACCCCCAUGUUUAGAGCAGCACCAUCAACAAUCGCCAAAGUAUGGAAGGAGCCCAAAUGUCCAUCGAUGGAUGAAUGGAUAAAGAAGAUGUGGUAUGUAUAUACAAUGGAGUAUUACUCGGCAGUCAAAAAGAAUGAAAUCUUGCCAUUUGCAAUGACGUGGAUGGAACUGGAGGGUAUUAUGCUAAGUGAAAUUAGUCAGAGAAAGACAAAAAUCGUAUGACUUCACUCAUAUGAGGACUUUAAGAUAUAAAACAGAUGAACAUAAGGGAAGCAAAAAUAUAUAAAAACAGGGAGGGGGACGAAGCAUAACAGACUCAUAAAUAUGGAAAACAAACUGAGGGUUACUGGAGGGGUUGGGGGGAGAUGGGCUAAAUGGGUCAGGGGCACUAAGGAAUCUACUCCUGAAAUCAUUGUUGCACCAUAUGCUAACUAAUUAGGAUGUAAACUAAAAAAAAAAAAAAGGUAACGAUUGACUCACAUUUACAGCUACAGGCACAUUUAGCCCGUGUGUCUCUAGUUCAGGAGCCGGCUUCGUGAGUCAAGCCGGCAUGAAAAUAACAAACCUGUCAUAGCCUCUCCCCUCUGUCGGAUUCCAGACAGUUUCAGAACAAGCAACCUUAGAAACAGAGGCUUUUAAGCUACAUGUGACCCUACUGACUGUCUUAUUCAGUAGUUUCCCAAACUAGGGUUCCCAAAAGGGCUUUGGCACUUGCGUGGAUAUGAGUAUCAAAUCCCAUUUUUAAAACAUAUUUUAAACCGUAAUUUAAAGAUGCCUGUUCAGCUGGGUUAGGAAGCAGCUUUUAAGGUAGCGGAGAUAACUAACUUAGGAUUCUCCUGCCGUCUUCCUUUAACCAAGAUUUUGAGGGGAGGCCUUGAAAAGACAGCGACUCGUUGCCACUCCUCUGUGGAUCAGGGGUUUCACCCAACGCAGAAAUAAAGUGGAUGUUGUGACAGAGUGAAGAUUUCAGCUACAACGUACGGUUUUAAAUGUGUGCGCCCAUCUCGACGGCCUCAGUGAGAAUCCAUUGUUUUUACGUAAAUACUAAUUUGAAGAUAGAAGAGAAAUUUUACCAAUAAAAUGCUACUCUGAAUUGUUGUACUAUUGGGAGUUUUUGCAGUGAACUUUCACUUGAGAGAGUCUGGUUGCUAUGAAUGUUUGGCAAGCCCUGUGCUUUAAGGAGGUGUGAUUUGUGAGAGAUGCCCCUGCCAGGGCAGAGCCAGGCUGAAAGCCCCACUUUGCUGUCUUACGCUAAGCAGUACCAUGUAACAUUGCAUCCAAACUGGGAUACUUUUGAGAGAGAAGGGUUGCGCCUUGAACAAUUACUCCUUGAGGUGCCUGGGUGGCUCAGUCGGUUAAGCGUCUGACUCUUGGUUUCGGCUCAGGUCAUGAUCUCACAGCUCAUGGACUCGAGCCCGAGUCAGGCUCUGUGCUGACAGUGUGGAGUCUGCUUGGGAUUCUCUCUCUCUCUCCCUGUCUCUCUGCCCCUCCCUGCCUUUCUCUCUCUCAAAAUAAAU
Molecule: messenger RNA, 8533 nt
Organism: Acinonyx jubatus (cheetah)
Lineage: Eukaryota; Metazoa; Chordata; Mammalia; Carnivora; Felidae
Gene: NWD1
Product: NACHT and WD repeat domain containing 1
Exons: 21
Coding region: 1007-5839 (1610 amino acids)
Molecular function (GO): protein binding
Source: RefSeq, a predicted model, not a curated record